Messenger RNA from Hylaeus anthracinus, 8174 nucleotides. RefSeq names its product cuticlin-4 (gene pio). NCBI's taxonomy places the organism in Eukaryota, Metazoa, Arthropoda, Insecta, Hymenoptera, Colletidae. The record is from RefSeq and is a predicted model, not a curated record. The transcript is spliced from 9 exons. Bases 1996 to 3267 code for a protein of 423 amino acids.
GACAUCUCUUCAACAGUCACUCUUCUUCGUCUCAAAAUUAUACACAACCAGUACCACCAUUACUUCUUACCGCCCUUCAUUAACCGACUUCGAAAAGGAGGAGGUUACUCAUUUCGACAUGUAUUUUUUUUAUUUAUUUAUUUUUUGUUACUCGAUUACGCCGAGACGGCUUGACCAAUCGGAAUGAAACCUAUUGCAUCUUGUAGAGCAUGUCUUCGCGGUGGUCCCAUUACCAACAAAUUUUGAGAUUUCUCAUUUUUUACCGGUUUUUUUUUUGCAAAAAACCAAAAAAUUUUGUAUUGCUUCUUAUUCCGAAACGAAUUGACCAAUCGGAUUGAAUCUUCUUGCAUCUGGUAGGGCUUCGUUGCCUCUUAAAAGCUUAAAAAGACAUUUGACCUACUUCCAUUUUUUAUCACUUUAUCGCACUUUUUAUCGAAAAUUGGACUAUUUCACGUAUGCUCGGCCUGAAUUCGAUGAAAUCGAUGUUACCCUUUACAUUUUGUUGCCGGACUCGUUUUCGAGGUGAUCACUUUGCAAAAAUGAUUUUUCUUAUUAUUUAUAACUAUUCUUAUUGCAAAAUUCCUAUUUUUUAUGAAACGUUUUCUUUUGCUUUUUUUUUUUUAAUGUAUGUUAAAUUUCUACGCCCACACGGCUUGACCGAUUGGGAUAAAACCUUUUGAAUCUUGGAGAGCAUGUCUCCCAAUUGGUCCCGUUACCGCGAUAUUUUGAGAUUUUUCAUUUUCUACCCGUCUUUUUACCAAAAAACCGACAAAUUUUCUAUUUCCUCUUAUUCUCAAACAAUCGUAUUAUAAAAAUGAAAAACUUGUUUUCAUUUUGGCGUAAGAUCUAAAUCGUAUAUGGAAUUUGCUGUAAAAUUUGGUUGUUUGUAGCGUACGAGAAGGAAAGCCUAGCAUUCGGGUUCUUUCUCGGCUGCCCGAAGCUGUCCGAAGCGUCGAGUUCGCGUACACGCGGUUGGUCCAUGGUGUGCGUGCCGACGGAGGGGGAAAUUCUCCGUGCUGUCGUCCUCGAUCUGACGUCACACAGACCACUACCACCCGAAAGGAACGCAGCGGCCAACGGGGAGCAACCGAGCAAGAGCAACGGCUACAGGACAGGACGAAGAACAGUGCAGUCUCGGGCCUCGCGUCGACUACAACCGAUCUCUUUCCCGCGGCACUCUCCAUGCUCGACUGCUUCUUUUCGGAGCGACAAACAGCCGGCAACUGUGCGGUGUAGUGGCAACAAAAUUUAGCAAAAUUCCGCAAGAGCAAGGAAACGUGUACCGAUGACCGUCGCGAUCGACACCGCGAAAUCGACUGCUGCAGGAAUAGAGUAAUAGACAACUGAAGAAACAGAUAUCCUUCGUGCAUGUACUCGACUACCUCUAAUCUAGCAGGUGAACGAUAUCCGGUCAUCUGAAGCGUUUAGAUUCGAACAGACGAGCGUCUUCGACAAAGAACAAGUCGAAUCAUUGAUAACUUAAUCGAUAACGUGCGCGCUCGGAGGAGCUCUCAGCAGCGAUGAUAAAGUCUUCUCGACAGCUCGGACGUUGAAUCCUCGAGAGUCUGGUCCCGUUGGAGGUUAUAGCGAGCAGUUUGCAGAAUGACCGAUCCUAGAGUUGUUUGGGUUCGAAGGUGAGGAACGUGCGGCGCUGUCCGAACACGUUCGUGCCAGAUCCUCCGCGAUUUGGGGAUGUCGACGCGCGCGAAGCGGACUUUACGGACGGUGAGGACGGGUGUUCGACAUUGUUCGACGAGUCAGGUGUGCUACCGGAAGUGCUGAUGAUGAACGAGCCGGGAUCCACGAGGUAGAUCGAGCUGGUGAUCCCAACAACAAACCUGUCCUGUGUCCGUAGGAAAGUGAUCCCCUGAUCGUCUACGAGACUGUUUUCUCCUUCUAUCUCCGCUUCGUUCACGCUCCACUCGCCGGCGUCGUUUCGUAAGAGCUGCGACAAAGGGCUUUCUCGUGUCGCGGUGUUGCUCGACGAUUUGGGAAAUGUAUCUAGGACCACUGACCAUCGAGAUAGCCAUGGACUGCCGAGGGGUGGCACUGACGUUUCUGUUGAUGACAAUAGCGAGACACAGCGCCACACACGCGGCCCAAAUACCCCAGCAAGUCCCUACGUCAACCGCAGCGAUAGCGAGCACCGUGCAGAUCGAGUGCGCGAGCGAAUCGAUAAUCGUUCACAUCUCGACGGAGGGUAACAUUGAUUUCCAUGGUCUGGUGUAUCCGAGGGGUCUGUCGAAGAACAGUUCUUGUCUCCAAGAGUACAGGAGCCAACCCACCCCUAUAACAUACAACCUACCCCUCAGGUCUUGCAACACCAUGCCCACCGAACUGGAUGACGGUGGUAUCGAAUACUUCAACACAAUAGUGGUGCAGCCACACCUGAAAUUGGUGACGAACCAGGGUAGAGGUUUUCACGUGAGAUGUCGAUACCAAACGCGAGAUAAAGUGGUGACGAACGACCAAACCCACGUGGCCAUGCUGCAGUCGCUACCGCUGCAGGCGACAGCUCCCAUGCCAGGAUGCACGAUGAAAAUCUUCAGCGGAGAUCCAACGAGGCAUCAAGUGGCUGAGAACGUGAAGAUCGGGGACCCUCUGACCUUGGUCAUUAGCAUCGACAAACAGGAAAUGUUCGGUUUGAAGAUCUCUGAUUGCCUGGUACGCGAUGGCCUGGGAUGGGGAGAGCAAAGACUCAUAAACGACGAAGGGUGCCCGAUCGACGGUGAAAUUAUGGGACAGUUCACCUAUACCGAAGACAAAACGGAGGCGAAGGUGAACUUCCAAGCGCACAAAUUCCCUUACACGGCGAGCGUCUACUAUCAAUGUAACGUCAGAUUGUGCGUGAAACACGACGGAGGAUGCAGCAACACGCCGCCGGCAUGUAAUUCGAUAACGAGACGACGCAGGGAUACUACGAACGACAACUCGGCGAAGGGUGUGAUAGGCCUGGACGGAGGAACACCGGCCACUAUCGAGGUGUACAGCGGGCUCUACGUGAACGAAGCCUCGGACAUUGGCUCCAAAACAGACUUCAACGAUGAUGUCUUCAGAGAAAGGACAAUCGACGAUCCCAACAGCAUCUGCGUUUCGCAAAGAAGCUUCGCCAUUGGUAUCGCGAUCGCGGGUCUGAUCCUGAUGCUGGCGGUGGUCGCCGCGAUCCUCGUCCUGCUCGCCAAAAAACGGCACAAGAGCGUCUCGACGACGGGCUCGUCUAUCUACAGUGGGCCCUACACGAACACCGCGUACAGUCACAGCAGCUAAGUUCGCCCGAGUCUCGAAAUCCCUCAGACGGGAUAUUCGAACGAGAAACUCUAAAACUACUGUACAUGGUAGCGUAAAAGCGAUCGGGAAAUAGAUCGAAGACGAUCGACCACGACUACGACGGAAAGCCGAACGCUUCCGAACGAUCGCAUCGGUUCUACGUCGGCCCGGUUGAACCGAGGCGCAGAGAAUUUAGCUGGAUUAAACGAGAUACCUUUUGCUCAACUGCCGAUGCUACUUAUCGUUACUUUUUAUUGGGUUGUCUGGAAAGUGCAUGCCUAUUUUUAAGAAAAAUUCAAAGGCAUAUUUGAAUUUUGAUGUAUAUUUAUUGAACUAUAUAUGUACCAUUUUGUUCCACAACUUUUCCACAUUUAAGGAAUGUACACAUGUUAUUCGUUUUCAUCCAUUCCGAGAUGUUAAGACCUGUACCGUCUAAUAAAAAUCGGCAUGGACUUUUCAGACAGCCCAAUAUUUGGUCGAGGAAGUAGCCCAGAAUCGAUGGAUCUAGACACGUGUUGGAACGUAUCGGAUGAGUCUACAGUAUACAGAAUCCGACAGUGUAUGCGUGUCUUUUUUUUUAAAUCUUGCCAUCUUUUUGGUAAUUUGUUACACCGUUUUCUACCACUGUCUGUUCGAUACUUCCUCCGCUUGGAAAUUUCGUACUUAAGCACGUGUCGCGGUCUUCGCUUAGAGAAAUCGUAGCCUAGCUCGUUUUUACUUGAAACGAAUCGACGCGAAUCUCUAGGAUUAACCAUAACAUAUAAGCUAUAUAUACUAUUAUUAUUAUUAUUAUUAUUAUUAUUAUUAUUAUUAUUAAUAUUAUUAUUAUUAUCAUAUACAUACUGUAUACUAGUCCGGUAUACGCUGUCCUAGCUAACCUAGCAGCCGCACUAAAUGGCGCAAUGCACGAAUAUUUUCUAUCCAUCACGAUCAUCCCGGUAAUUUAACUUAAUCACCCGUGCAGAACGACUCACUCUAGCGUUUAAGGUGAAGUCAACUAGUACCCAGAGACUCUUUAAACGAAUCAAACGCCCCGGUGGCUCUAGUACAGGGUGAUCCGCUCGCUAGUAGACACAAUGGACAACCACAAUAGCCUACCGUCAUUGGAGACUUUAUGAUGGUGACCCACGCAACGAAAGCGGCUGUAUGGGUGAAAAUAUGUGUGUCGAGAAGAAACAUCCCUUGGGAAAAAUUACUACAUAUAUAUUAAAUACUGAAAAUUAAGAAAAUGUAAAGAAGACAAACAUUAUGAGAGAAGAAUUCAAGAACAUUUUAACACUUUAUUUACCGGGAGCCUAUUUAUAGGCUUUUUAAUUCCAGUAUUUAGGUUUUCGAAUUUAUUUACUGUGUUGAUGGUUGUCUACUUACAAUUUUCAGUUUUUGGAAACAGACUUGGCUUUCAAUGUAUCUAGUAAUAGUACGAAGGAAUUAUUGCCAGCCUAGAUUGGCAUAUGCUGAUGCAGAAAAUUCUUUUGUGAAUUAAAGAUUGUUUCUAAAUAGCCCGGUAAAUACAGUGUUAAGAUCGUCCUUAUUUUUAUUUCGUAUUCAGUCUACUCAGAUUUAAUCUCAUUUGUGCGUUUUAUUUACAAUUUUUCUAAGUAAACGACUGAAAUUCAAUUCCACGCCUAUGUUUACAAAAACGUUUCUUCUUGGCAAGCAUAUUUUCAACCAUAGAGCCGCUUUCGUUGCGGGAGUCACCGUCAUAAAGUCUACAAUGACGGUCGACUAUUGUUGUGGUUGUCCAUUGUGUCUACUAGCGAGCGGAUCACCCUGUACUUACUGUCGCUGAAAGGGAUCUUGUGAGGUCUUAAACCGAAACAGUAGUUAUUGCUUUAUUGGCCCAGGUAACUGAUCCGUAGGACGACAGGGGUGUCCUACGUGUCCUGGCUCUAAAGUAUACAUGCCCACGUUACAUCCCGGGGCCCUCAAGACUUGAUGUUUGCUACGCGGGUUUUUCCAAAUUAAAAAAACCGAAAACUCUUGACGACGAUUGGUUAACUAAGUUCCUACCUACCACAAUAUUUUCAAUAAGUUGGCCAACAGAAUUAUGUGUGAACAUACAUAAUAAGAAAAAAGUUAUUGAAAUAUGAACAUCCUAAUUCUAAUACCAUACGGCUCUGAACGAAAAGUCUAGCUCUGUUUUUAUCUAAAAAGGUGUCAGAUUACUAAUUGCGGUCGACUUAAGUUGUAAAGAUCGAUGUCCGACCGACUUUACGACCUCACAAGAUCCUUUCCAGCGACAGUAUCUACUUAGGUACCGACCGUCCUUUUUUCUUCCACUUCCACGCUACAAACGUUGGCGUUGGCACGUUUCCUUCCUACGUUACUAGCAAGCAAUCUUUUCCCAUAUUUAUAGCCAACCUCACUCACUUUCUAUUUCUCUGAUUCGCUGUUUAUACUCGAAAAAUAUAUUCUGAUGGGAGCUGAAUAAAUUUCAACCCUCGAUUGAUAGAGUGAAAUAUUUCUUACACAAUUAAUAGAAAGUCUUCGUCGAAAUUUUAGGGGAAAAAUUUUAAUAUGCAAGAUACUUGGAACCAGGCAUGUAUAUGAUGUAAUUCCCAUCAAUCGAGGGUAAAAUAAAGGUCAAACUUGUCAACUUCCGUUGACGUUGGAUAAUCUAAAUAUACAUGUAUAAUUUAAUUUCAUUAUUUACGACAGUUAUUUGGUUGUAGGGGCCAAAUAUAACAUUUUGUCCUUAUCGGUUGAAAAGCAUCUCCUUCGAUUAAACGUCGGCUACGCGUUUGUAAUUUCCGUCCAACUAGCCAAUGAACCGAUCAAGAAUACACGGAUCAGCUCCUUCGAAUCGAUCAGAGACGAGUUUUCACGAGUUUAAACGAAUUAUAGUUCUCUUAUCGGGCAACCCGAGAGUUGCAUGGGAUGUAUCGGUUAUUACGCGCUUCCGAUGAAGCUGCGUGCGUCGUGUUAUGUGAGAUUAGAUCCCGUUGUUGCAAAAACGAAGAAAAAGGCUUCAACGAGUCCAGUUAUACCGUUCCAACCACGCGAAAAAAACAAACAGCAAUCGGAAAUAGGAGAUAUGCAAAAUACAGAUGUCUAGUAGAUGAAUUUUCGAUUUUAUUUAAUAUUAAUAAUAACUACUAUUUGAAUUAUAAAAUGAAAUUGUACAUCACGAUGAUCGAGCCAAAAUUUAUUUAAAUGUUUGUUCGAACGAAUAAAUCGCCCUAAAGUUUUUCUUUUAUCCUGUAAUCAGGCCAGUUUGUUCGUGUUUGCGACAACGUGGCCCUUUGCAUGUGUGUGGCGAUAAGCGAGUGUAUAAUCCGAUUGUAAUCCAUUUAUAACGCUUAAACGUAAAACUAGUUUAAUUGAAUCGCGGUGCUGUUCCGAUGUCGGUAUCGUUUGCAUCGGGUACUUUUGAUUUUCAACGGACGAACUCGGUCCAACGUUUAGGGACAACCGAAAGCGUGAAUGAAAGUUACGUCGGAUUUGAGCAAACUGAUACAAAAUUACUACAUAUAUAUUAAAUAUGAAAAUUAAGAAAUUGUAAAGAACAAAAAUUUAUGAGAGAAGCAUUCAAGAACAUUUUAAGAUCAUCCUUAUUUUUGUUUCGUAUUCAGUCUACUCAGAUUUCAGUUUCAUUUGUGCGUUUUAUUUACAAUUUUUCUAAGAAAACGAGUGAAAUUCAAUCGCACGCCUAUGUUCACAAAAACAUUUUUAUUGUUUCGUGUAUCGAUACGUUAAAAGUUGAAUCGUCGAAAACCAAAAGUUCCGCAUACUUUCUUCCGUUUCUUCGAUUCUUUCGUAACAAAACAUGGAUAAUAUAGAGUGCGGCACUUAAUACAGAUCGUGCAAAUAAUUUGUUUACUUUUGAUGAUAGAUAAAAACAGUUCAAACUAAUCUGACUUGAUAUCGAGAAAAAUAUUGCUCGAUACCAUUAGUUUUGGUUAUUUGAAUAGCUUUUGUCUAUCAUCAGGAACAGGUAAGUUAUUCGAAUGGAUUUGCCUAAGAGUCUCGCUCUGUAUAAACGACAAAUCUAGACAUUUAGUAAACUACACUUGCGAGAAAGAAUCGGAGGAAGUGCAAAGCACCGAUGUUGCGCCGACACGUGGAGCGUUUUUAGUUUUAUAAUCAUCGGAAAGAAGAGAAACUGCCGAUGCAGUCGCGUAACUGGGUCCAACGCGGUGGUGGGUACAGAUUGUAAAAUUUACAUUUUAAUGAGAGAAAAAGAAGGAACAACGGACACGCAAACGUAACUCGUAACCCAUGGAAAACACUAUUAUACGAAAAAUUGAAAAGUGAAAAAAAAAUGCAUAAAUGUCCAUUCGGUUUACAGAAGUGAUAUACGCUGACGACGAUCAUUCUCUGUGGACUGGUCAUCGCCGAACACUACGUAUAUCUCUCCAUUAUCGAACAUCGUAUCGCAGCAAUUUUUAUUUUCAUUGGGCAUAGUCGUAACGAUUAGAUGAAAUUAGGAGAACUUCGUCAAAGUGUACAGGAGCAACUUCAAUUUCAGUGUUUAUCUACCGGAACAUAUUGACUGUGUUGUUGCUUUUUAGAUUUUUGAUCUGUCGAGGCCACGGACGCGAAACAUAAAAUUUAUCCUAUCGAAUUACCCUACGUAAAUUUAUCAGCGAUUACGUAUUCUGCGGUACGAUGUUCUUUGAAUCUCUCAGCAAGUGCAAUAACUUCGCGCGAUCGACUAGCCACAGAGAUUCUGUCGCGGAUUGGAAAUGGCCGGCGAACGUAUAACAAACGUGCGUGUUAUCGUUUGCUCGUGCUCGUGGCAUUGGUUCAUAGCGACAUUGGGGACGAAAAUGCCUGUAUAGAGACUUUUUUUAAGGAUACGUGAUUCUUUUUAGGUCCCGCAACGUUUCUCUGGACCCUUGUCAAAAACCUUACAACAAACUUGUGUAAAUAACGAAAAAUCAAUAAAUCUUGUAACCAUAAAAGAA